Messenger RNA from Penaeus indicus, 3652 nucleotides. Its product is annotated as neurabin-1-like. Lineage: Eukaryota; Metazoa; Arthropoda; Malacostraca; Decapoda; Penaeidae. Gene Ontology annotation, cellular component: cytoplasm; postsynaptic density; dendrite. Gene Ontology annotation, molecular function: actin filament binding. Gene Ontology annotation, biological process: actin filament organization; neuron projection development; calcium-mediated signaling. The transcript is spliced from 22 exons. The record is from RefSeq and is a predicted model, not a curated record. The coding region runs from base 23 to 3610 and encodes 1195 amino acids.
GUGGGGCGUGCGAGGGUCGGGCAUGGGCGUGAAGGGGAGACGUAAAGAGAGAUUCUGCACAACACCGGUGACUGUUGAAGGCAUCGCGCCAGACCAGGAAAGCCAUGGCACCGACCCAGAGCCCCUACCCCCACCCAUACCCCCCCAUGGCAUUGACCCCGCCACUGUUGCUGGGGUUGACGUGGCCCAGGCUGCUAGGCCUCUUAUGGACCCAGAGGUUAUGACCCCAGAGGAAGCACAGAGGUUGCUGAGUGCCAACAUUGUGGAGGGUAAAGUUCGGGAGGGCCAGACACUGCUCUCUGAUGAGGAGGCCCAGGAAGUAGUUCUCCUGUUGUCCCCCCAGGAGAAGGAUGCCCCGCAGGCUCCCCCACCAGUACCUCCCCACUACUCAGACAUCCCUUCGAUGGUUCCACCUCACUAUGCAGAUGUCACCCCACCUGUUCCUCCCCACUAUGGUCCGGCAGAGGAUGAGUACGACAUGAGGUUGGCCUCACGCUUUGACCCUGCAUUGACCUCACCACUGAGCCCUGAGGAAGAGCCCUCAGAGGCAGACUCAUCAGAAGCCUCUGGUGACGUCUCCCAAGUCUCCCGUGCCAAGGAGGUUUUGGUAGAAGACGGAGUUCACUACCUAGAGGAUGGACACUUCUGGGUGGAGGUUCCUGGCCUGCCAGAAGAAGAUGAAGAAGACGAGCUGGAUCCAACACUCCCCUUCCACCAGCACACUCGCCUUACUUUCUCCAAGGAUCCCAUUCAGGUAUUCAGCACCUAUUCUGUGACAGAGUAUGACCGUAAGAAUGAUGAGGUUGACCCUGUUGCUGCCAGCGCUGAGUAUGAAUUGGAGAAGAGGGUCGAGAAGAUGGAUGUCUUCCCAGUUGAAAUUGUAAAGGGUGAAGGAGGCCUUGGUCUCAGCAUCAUUGGCAUGGGUGUUGGGGCCGAUGCUGGUGUCGAAAAAUUAGGCAUCUUUGUGAAGACCAUAACUCCAGGUGGAGCCACGGAGAGAGAUGCAAGAAUACAAGUCAAUGAUCAGAUUAUUGAAGUUGAUGGAAAGAGUCUGGUUGGAGUUACACAAGUGUUUGCUGCUUCUGUUCUAAAGAACACUAGUGGCCGUGUGCAUUUCCUUAUUGGUAGAGAGAAGGACCCAGAGAAUAGUGAAGUAGCUUUGUUGAUUAAGCAGUCAUUGCAGGCCGACAUGGAGAGAGAAGAACGUCGGCGGGCGCUGGGUGGGCCAGACUAUGAUCCCCACGCGAACCACGGGCUCUUUGACCCCCUAUCAUCCCCCUCGGAGGAGAACUCCCGCUCGGAGGACAUGUCCAUGCAUCACAACAACUAUUCAUACAUGGAAGGAGGCUCAUCCCCCACGUCCCCUGAUGCUGUGUCGCCUCCGGCCGAGGUAUUUGAUUUGGAGGGUGACACGUCUGACACGUCACCCGAUAAUGACGUGGCAAUGCUGAAGCUGAAACUCAAGGAGGUCCAGUAUAGGAAUGCUGUUGCCGAGGCUGAGAUUCAGAAGCUGAAGAUGAAACUUCUAGACAUGGAGAAGAUAUUAGAGGAGAACAACCACUUUUCUAGUCAACUUCGUGAAACACGAAACCAGAUGAGUGAGCUGGAGGAGAAGCUGCAGGCCAAGACGACAGAAGUGUCCACCUACCAGGACAUGCUGGAGCAAUCUCAGGGACAGUACAUUGUAUUGGAGAAGAAAUAUUAUAAGGCUAAAAAAAUUAUUAAGGAGUAUCAGGGUAGGGAGCGUGAUUUCUUGCACCGUGAGGAGUAUCACAUAACUCAGCUUGAGGACAAGGACUCACACUACAAUGCUCUCGUGAAAGCACUCAAGGAUAGGGUUAUUAGUUUAGAAGCAGAAUUAACAAAUGCACAGAAAACGGCAGGUCUUCCAGUACAGGUUCCUGCUGAUGCGAAUACACAGCCUGCUUACUGGCAAUUACAGCAGAGUGCACAAUCUGCCAAGCAGCCUCCCCGCAAGCCCAGUCUCUGCACACUCGACCCGGAGAUAUCGGACACGGAAACUUCUGACACCGGCAACUCAGAGGGCGACAAAGCCAACACUGUAGAGCGCAAGAUGCCAGUGAAGGAGGAGUUAGAUGAAGCAGUUCCGCCCCAUGAGCUGCUGGAUGUGUCAGCGAGCCGAGCAAAGGGAGAGCUGGCGGCGAGGGGGGGUCUGGCCAACCGUCACCUUCCCUCCCUGAAAAAGACCACUAGCAUGAGUAGUGCUGGGAGCCAAGACCACAGUCUGGAUGACAGCAGCUUGGAUGAUGACCUGCCAGAAUCCCAGAAGCAUGUGGCAACGGAGCCUAUGCAGGACCUUCAGCAGGACGUAGGGAUCCGGAGGUCAGCCGAUAUCCUGGAGUCUCCUUUACCCCCUCCCCAGAGCAUCCUGCCUCCCUCUAGUAUGGUCAAAUCCACCAAAACUCCCCCACCACCUCCCCCUUAUAGUCACUUAGGUAGUCCCCCUCCAUACCAGCACCCACCUGGCCAGUUCAGCUCUGGCCGGCAGCCCUUAGCGCCCUCCCAUGCCCUGCCUGAUCCCCCCUCUAGCUUGCCAAUGCGACCCCUUGGUGCGGGGAUGGACGGCCAGCCCCACCACGACACCCAGUCAGAGUCACGACCUGAGAUUCCGUACCGGCACCCCCCACCUGUUGCCCGAGUCCUGCCGGUCAACAGAGCCGAGAUUUCUGAGUCGUCUAGCUUGGCCUCGCACUUAGCCAACCGCACACCUCAACAGCAGAGUUUAGCUGAGCAACUGAAGGCUCUCUUGGCUGAGAGGGAUCUCCAAACGGAUAGUGUACAGCAAAGAAAUGAUCGGGAUGUGAGUCCCAACAAGAGGUCUCCCACUAGCUUAAUGGAAGAUGUAAGACAAGCUGUUUUACAAGCAGAUGUCUCGUCACAUGUGGUUCCCUCGGGACAGAUGGUCCACCAGCUGGGUUCACCUCAGCGUACGCAGCCCUCUGUUCAUUAUACUCCUAGUGGCCGAGAAUCCCAACGCGAAAGCAACACAGGCUCGGGGUCUCCCAGACUAGGCCGCAGUAACAUCCAUAGCAGUUCUGUAAGCAGUGUGAGUUCCAGUCCAUCUGGGGUGGUGUUACUCAGCCAGCGACCCCUUGACCCCUCCCUCCCAGCACACAAAGUGGGACCAGGUGUAGAUGGCAGCAGCGGUGACCUAAGCAGCGGUCCUGCAUCACUUGGGUCAGGGGACGAGGGAUCCGGGGCAUCCCUAGGUUCCCAGAGUUCCCUGUCCCUAUCCCACCCCCCUACAGAGAGGUCAAAGCGUUCUCACAUGUGGCAGACGACACCUGUGGUUGACUGGAGCAAGGAGCAGGUGAACCAGUGGCUGAUCGUCCAGGGUCUGGAAGGGUGUGUGGGGCGAUUCCAAGAGAUUGGCAUCACGGGACCAAGACUACUUAAUUUGGACGUGCGGGACUUGAAAGCUCUCGGACUCGCACCCGAUGAUAAGAGCAAGUUGAAAAGAAAGGUCAAGGAACUCAGAAUAGCUGUAGAGAAAGAGAGGAAACAAGUAGAAAAAGAGAAGAAAGAAAGAGAGAAACUUCAAAAGAAAGCUGAGAAACUUGCAGAAAAGGCUGAAAAGAAGAAGAAGUAAAAAUGCUCUGAUUUUUUUUAUUUAUUUAUUUAUUUUUUUUUU